Molecule: messenger RNA, 1293 nt
Organism: Phragmites australis (common reed)
Lineage: Eukaryota; Viridiplantae; Streptophyta; Magnoliopsida; Poales; Poaceae
Product: chloroplast protein FOR GROWTH AND FERTILITY 2-like
Exons: 2
Coding region: 71-1180 (369 amino acids)
Source: RefSeq, a predicted model, not a curated record
CUCUCGGGUCCCGACUCCCGAGCCCCGCGAAUCAAAUCCUCGUCCUCCUCCUCGGACGGAACCGCAGGCCAUGGAGAGGCUUAUCUCUUCCUCGCCGCUCCUCCGCCGCGCGCCCGUCGCCGCCUCCUCCAAACCCCGCGCGCCGCCAUCCUUCCUCGCCACCCCGCCCUGCCGCUGCGGCGGGCUAGGUCUCAGGCCGCCCCUCGCGUCUCUCCUCUCCAGGCACCGGCCCCCGUCUCCGGUCCCCGCGGCCUCCGGCGGCCCCGUCCUCACGCCCGCGGCAGCUUCCGCAGCGGAAGGCGAGGGUGAUGUCACGUCCGCCACGAGGCGCCGCUUCUUCCAGAAGGUCACUUGUGCUGCAGCUGUCACUCUGCUAUCAGCAACCAUUCUGACGCUAAUCCAGCCAGCAGCCUUGGUGCCUCCGGCCUUAGCACAUUUCCACCCUGCCCCCAAGGCUGGCACGACACUCUUCAAGUCCGAGCUGCUCGGCAGCGCAUGGACCGGCUUCCUCGCCGGCUGUCUGCACACGCUCUCCGGCCCGGACCACCUCGCCGCGCUGGCUCCGCUCUCCAUCGGGCGGUCCAGAGUGGAGAGCGCCUUCGUGGGCGCGCUCUGGGGCUGCGGCCACGACGCAGGCCAGGUGAUCUUCGGCCUUCUGUUCCUCAGCCUCAAGGACCGCCUCCACAUCGAGGUCAUCCGCACGUGGAGCACCAGGGUCGUCGCCCUCACGCUGCUCAUCAUCGGCGCGCUCGGGAUCCGGGAGGCCACCGAGGUGCCCACGCCGUGCGUCGCGCUGGAGAACGGCGAGUGCGACGUCAGCAUGAUGGAUCACCACCACCAUCACCCUGUAGAGGCGCUGCCGAGCGGCAAGAAGAAGAUCAACUUCGCAACGUUCGCCACCGGGAUCGUCCACGGCCUGCAGCCGGACGCGCUCAUGAUGGUACUGCCGGCACUGGCUCUCCCUUCGCGCUUGGCCGGUGCCGCUUUUCUUGGCAUGUUUCUUGUCGGAACGGUGGUCUCCAUGGGCAGCUACACCGUCCUGAUCGGCUCGUGCACGGAGGCAUUGAAGGAGAGGGUUCCUAGGAUCACGGAGAAGUUGACAUGGGCUGCUUCGCUUGUGGCGAUAUCAAUGGGGCUUGCCAUCCUCAUCAGUCAGUCCUUCGGUUUCACCUUGUACUGAUUUACCUUCACUUGCAACAAUGUCCUCUUCUUACUCCCUUUGUUUCAACCUCCCGGAGAUUUGCUGUUAUAGUAGGAAACUGCUAUGAGAAUUUUCCCUGUCAUGUGAGAUAA